UGUAAAUAUUGAGUGCCCGAGAGUCCUUUAUCACACUUCCAUCAUUUUUUCUGUGAAAUUCUACGACAUAAUUACAUGAUUAAUCGGGCGUUUUAAAUUUACAGUCAGUACUUUUCCGCUAAGCUUUCAUCAGCCUUCCACGCCACCUUGUUAAUUUUCGUACCGUGUAAGCUAAUCUAAGUGCUUUUUACUGAGAAACCUCUCUAGUCAUUCCUCGCAUCUCGCUUUGUGCCUAGUAUCACGCAACUUUCGUUUCGCUUUUUCAUUUUUCCCAUUGAGUCUUCGAACAAUGCGACACUUUCUUGCAUCUUUCCAUUUUUCUACGCGUUCGUAACGUCUUGAGUUGGAGCGUGAAGAGCUAUACCCGAAGAUGAUGUCUGACUAGGUCGCGAGUACGGUAGGCCUUCAAGAGGUCUACAACCCAGGAACACAACACAAUGACGAUGGAGACGAUCGGGGACUACGAGUACAACUCCCGGGAUCUCAUCGGACAUGGAGCUUUUGCAGUCGUCUACAAAGGGAGACUUAAAAAGAAUCCAAAAUCUGUUGUGGCCAUCAAGAGUAUAACUAAGAAGAAUCUCGCCAAGUCUCAAAACUUGCUUGCUAAGGAAAUCAAAAUUUUGAAAGAACUGACAGAACUACACCAUGAAAAUGUUGUGGCUUUAUUGGAUUGCAAGGAGUCUUCAAUGCAUGUCUUCCUGGUCAUGGAGUUUUGCAAUGGAGGGGAUCUGGCAGAUUAUUUAACAGAAAAAGGAACUUUAAGUGAAGAUACCAUCAGACUCUUUCUUACACAACUAGCUGGAGCUAUGAAAGCUCUCCAUGCAAAAGGUGUUGUCCAUCGAGACCUGAAACCUCAAAAUAUUUUGUUAAGUCACGCUGGAACAAAACCUUAUCCGCAGCCUCAACACAUUCGCCUAAAAAUAGCUGACUUUGGUUUUGCACGAUUCUUACAAGAUGGGGUUAUGGCAGCUACUCUUUGUGGGUCUCCCAUGUACAUGGCUCCUGAAGUAAUAAUGUCUCUCCAGUAUGAUGCCAAAGCUGAUUUGUGGAGUUUAGGUACGAUUGUUUUCCAAUGCCUCACUGGGAAAGCACCGUUCCAAGCUCAAACACCACAAGUACUCAAAAAGUUCUACGAACAAAAUCCCAAUUUGGCACCUAAGAUUCCAAGUGGAACUUCACCAGAACUAACAAAUCUACUUCAAGGAUUACUGCGACGGAACGCUGCUGAGCGAAUGGAUUUUGAUGUGUUUUUCAAUCAUGCCUUCCUGCAUCCGCCCCCGCAGCCAAAUCAGCCGACACCAUUGGCCACAAGCCCAGUUCAUGAACCUGGUUUUCCUGUUUGCAUCAGUCCAGAUGGAUCAGAUGAUUUUGUUCUUGUGCCAUCAAAUUUGCCUACUGACAAACAUGCUCGAGAAACUGCAACUGGUCCUCAUCGGCCCAGCUCACUCUCUAUUCCCGUGCCGAUUCCCGUUCCAAACCAGUCGUUGAAUCAACAAACCAGUGCAAACUCACCCACGAAGAACUCAGUUCCAAGAUCUCAACCAAUUAGCAUGCAGCGCUAUAAUAACACCCCGCCGGAUAUUCAUUCUAUCUCACCGCCAUCUGUGCAGUUUGUACUGGGAACUCCUCCUGGAAGUCGAAACCCACCGCCUACUCCUCCUCCAGUUAAUACUUGGACUGUCACGCCAACCAAUUCUCCGUUGCGCAAAUCAGUUUUCAGUGCUCCUUUAGUCAGCGGAGGUGCUAUUCCGGCAUUAAACUCAAAUAAUCUUCCUUUAGUUCCAUUUAGUUCAAGAGCCAUGACCUUGCCAGAGUUAGGUGGCACGGAAGGCAUAAUGACUUUCAACCUGCCUGAACUAUCCCCAGAAACAAUCUUAGAACGCGAGCACAAUGAAACACUGGCCAAGUUAAACUUUGUCCUAGCUUUAGUCGAUUGUGUCAUAGAUGUCUCGCAAUCUCGGAACAGGACAGAGCGACUGGUCCUCUUGGUUCGUGCACUGCAGCUACUCAGCUCUGCACUAACACUAGCAACAAAUCAGCUCAGAUCUGGGCAACUUCAACCUUCAUCGUCAGUCAAAAAUGUUGUGAAGCUUUUGAAUGUCCGAUUCCGGCAGUGUCUCGGCGAUUGCAAACAACUGAACUCUCCUGGUAUUCUACAGAACGCAAGCGCAACAGCUGAUAAGAUUUUAUACAAUCAUGCCAUUCAAAUGUGCCAGUCAGCAGCUUUAGAUGAAUUGUUUGGCAAUCCAACUGAGUGUUUCCAAAGGUACCAGACAGCGCAGAUUCUUCUCCAUAGUCUCUCUCAGCAGGUUAAUCAUCACCAGGACAAAGCCCUCUUGACAAAAUACCGUGAUGCUGUGGAAAAAAGGCUGUGCGUUCUUCAGCAACAAGGUUACGUGUACUCAAAUAACACAAACUACGAGGAUGACUAAAAGUGUCCAAGUAUUACAUCCUGGCAGUUAUUUGAUAACUGGGCUGGUCAAAACAAAAAUAACUUCUGGUGCGCUUUUUUCAACUGUACUUAGCGUUUUCUUCAGACUUGGUGACGGCUGUUGUAUCAGUUUCAUAAGAAAAUGAAGGACCCCAGUUGCCCAAGAAAAGCUUAAGUUGAAUGACUAACUCAUAGAUUGUUCCAAGUUUCAAAAGAUCAAUUUUCUCGCUCAAUUUUAUUUUAUUUAUUUUUUUUUUUUUUAAAAAAAAAAGAAAGAAACCUACUCCUAAAAUUAGAGAUGGAAAUUGACACUUUCAACUCUCCCUCUUGUCUGUCGCCAAGAAAGCAGCAGCAAAUCCUGCUCCGUGAUAGAAUGGUAUGUCCUUUUAUUCCUUUAGGCAGAAACACAAUAUCUUCAGAGGAAGGAAGAUAGUAGCAUUUUAAACCAUGUUCACCGUAUAAGGAUGUUUUGAAUUAGUGAUCUUUAUAUAGUUUCUCUGUCAAAAAAGAAUGGCCUGGCAAUUGAGUCAUGAUACGUUUCCAGGACCUUAAAGUGAAAAUUUAUGCAUGAAGGUAAAUGUACCCUAAAACGAAGCUUAAGAACCAAGUAAGAUGCUUAAUUUUCUCUGUAAAUUCAUGUUGCCCGUUUUUUGAAGUUGGCUCCUUUAUUUGUACGCUUUGCAGCAAUUCCUUCCAUUGUUUCAUAGGAAUUUAUGUCAUGAAAUAAUGCUAAGCAGAUUGAGGUGAAUGAGGCUAGGUGCAGAAAUGUCAAGCAAGACCUGCGGAGGGAUAAAAGUUUUGCUGGAAAGUUGAGUGCCCGCAACAGCAAUUCCCGGGAAAGAUCCUGUUUUCCACUUAGGUGCAAACGAUUAAUGUCUUUAGGGAUAAAUGUUUUUUGUGUGAUUUUUUUCCCCUGGAAAAGUGAUUCCAAGAGAUCCAGGGAGAAGAACUGCUAUCACAUUGCGCUGCUCCACGGUCUGUAUCUUUGAGAAACAAUAAUUAUUGAAAUGUACAAGUCAAUGCAAGAAACUGAUCCUUAACAGGUAGCAACAUUAAUACUAAAUAGUAUGACAUCUUCGUAAGGAUAUAUUGAAAAUUUAUAUUGGAAACCACCAUAACUGACAUUGCUCAUUAUUGACUCAAUGUGUACGAGAGAGGUAGCCAGUGUAUUUUUUCAACAAGUUUUCACAAAUUUGAUGUCAUGCCUGGUGCUUAGUAUUAAUGUUGCUACACCUUAUGAAUCAGUGUCUUGCACUAACUUGUGCAUUGUGAUAAUUAUUGCUCCUCAAAGACACAGACUGUGUAGCAGUGGAUCUAGUCCCUGGAUCACUUGAAUCACCCUUAGUUUCCCGGAAAUGCUUCAGAAAACAGAAAAGUUUCCACUUCCAUCCCAAGGCCUGCUCAAUGAGAGAUGUCUCGCUAAAAGUUCACCUUCCUACUUGGCUUACUGUUUGAUCAUCUAUUUUUAGACAAAUGUUCAUAGAUGCCUAUCUAGUUUUUAAAUGCGUUAAAAGUGAGAUAACUUACCUGUUCUAGCUGUUAAGUUACGGCAAAUGUUGCUUGCUUUUGUUUAAAAAGUGACUUACUUGUUUUUUCUUUUUUUUACCAGUGAAAUCAAGUGUUGAUACUAUUUGCGAGGGCAUUUUUUUUAAGGCACUGCUUAUUUUUCUGUGUCAACAAAUUCUUAGUUGUAAACGUACGUAAUUCCUUGUACAAAGUGAUUGGAAUCAAAUUUAGAAUGCAAUGUUUGGUUCAAAACUUUCGUUUCCUAUGCGUGCUUAGUAGUAAGAGACUUUUGAACAAUGUAAAUAGCAGUGAGAGACGUUUUAAAAUGAUUAUCAAGUCAAAAUUAGACCUUAUUUUUCAAAUUCUUUAAAAUUUUAAAUUUGUGCAAUCAUUUUCUUGUUUUCCUUCUUAAUCCUAUAAAUAUAAUUUUUACAAAA
Messenger RNA from Bemisia tabaci, 4374 nucleotides. It is a transcript of the gene Atg1, whose product is annotated as serine/threonine-protein kinase unc-51-like protein Atg1. NCBI's taxonomy places the organism in Eukaryota, Metazoa, Arthropoda, Insecta, Hemiptera, Aleyrodidae. Gene Ontology annotation, biological process: autophagy of mitochondrion; reticulophagy; positive regulation of autophagy. Gene Ontology annotation, cellular component: phagophore assembly site; autophagosome; cytosol. Gene Ontology annotation, molecular function: protein serine/threonine kinase activity; ATP binding. The record is from RefSeq and is a predicted model, not a curated record.